AUGAACAUCGAUGACACAGUAGAUGUUGAUGAAUCUAUCGUAGUUAACUUAAAUCCAACACGUUUACAAACAUUAUACGAACAUUUUCGGAAACGAAAACUAAUUUGGAUAAUAGUUUCGAUUGUUUUGAUUGUUACAAUUAUAGCUAUUCCAACAAUUAUUGUUACAGUGAAUAAAGGAAAAGGAGAAAAAACAUCAACAAUACCGAUAACAACAGUCGAGAUAAUAACAGCUACAUUAGCAGUACACAUAACAACAGUAGAGAAAACAGAAGCAGCAGCAGCAACACCAACAACAACAGAGACAACAACAACCGAAGAAUUAAUUCCUUUGGUUAUUAUUAAUGAAAAUACAAAAUGGAAACAAAGUACAAUUACUGUUGCUGGAGGAAAUGGAGAUGGAGAUCAAUUAAAUCAAUUAAUUCAUCCUCAGGGUAUUUAUGUUGAUGAGGAUAGUGGAGAUAUUUAUAUUACUGACGUUGGGAACCGUCGUAUUGUUCGAUGGAAAUUUAGUGAAGACACUGGUGAAAUUGUUGUAGGUGGAAAAGGGCAGAGUAGUGGUAUAGAUCCAUCGAUGGUGUCAAAAGAUAUAAUUCUCGAUAAAGAGAAAAAAUCUCUCAUCAUUUGUGAUCAAACCAAAAGACGAGUGAUACGAUUGUCUCUUCAAAAUAGUCAGGAUAUAGAACCAUUAAUACAUGAUAUUACUUGCUGGGGUUUAGCAAUGCAUAGCAAUGGAGAUCUUUAUAUUUCUGACUGGGGAGAACGAAAAGUUAGACGUUUGCAGAAAGGAGAGACAGAAGAUACACCUGUAGCAGGUAACAACGGACACGGAAAUCAGUUAAAUCAAUUCUAUGAACCUAACUAUAUCUUUGUCGAUAAAAAUCAUUCAAUUUACGUAGCGGAUUAUUUGAAUAAUCGUGUGAUGAAAUGGAUGAAAAAUGCACUUGAAGAGACUCUUGUUGCUCCAGGAGAAACAUCUAGCGAAAAUCCCAAUUCACUAGUUCAACCCAUAGGUGUGAUUGUUGAUCAUGUGGGUGAUAUUUAUAUGUCGAGUGAAAAAAAUUAUGAAAUAACACGUUGGUCGCCAGGUGCAAGAGAAGGUGUUCCUGUCGUUGGUGAAAAACAAUCUGGAAACGGACCCACACAACUCCGCGACCCAUAUGAUUUAUCAUUUGAUCGACAGGGUAAUCUUUAUGUUGCCGAUACAGGCAACCAUCGAAUACAAAAAUUUCUUAUUGAUCGUGACUAA
Molecule: messenger RNA, 1248 nt
Organism: Adineta steineri
Lineage: Eukaryota; Metazoa; Rotifera; Eurotatoria; Adinetida; Adinetidae
Source: the annotation of a GenBank genome assembly